Messenger RNA from Sebastes umbrosus (honeycomb rockfish), 1792 nucleotides. It is a transcript of the gene tmem91, whose product is annotated as transmembrane protein 91. Gene Ontology annotation, cellular component: membrane; intracellular membrane-bounded organelle. The record is from RefSeq and is a predicted model, not a curated record. Bases 28 to 765 code for a protein of 245 amino acids. The transcript is spliced from 3 exons. NCBI's taxonomy places the organism in Eukaryota, Metazoa, Chordata, Actinopteri, Perciformes, Sebastidae.
UUGUUUGGUUGGUAUUAAAAGAGAGGGAUGGAGAAUCUAGAUGAGUUGGAGCACCCUCUUCUGGGAGAAAGCGCCAACAACAGCCGGGCAUCAGGGCCGGGGCUGGGCCCCGGGAGUGGACAGGCCCCCGGCGGGAUGUUCAAGGGCAUCCUGGUGAAGUGUGAGGAGGACAGGGCCUACCCUCCUUUAGCGUGGAGGGGCUACUGUGGACAUCCUCCCGAGCUUCAGCAGCAGCAGCUACUGGACCCUUGCUCUUUACCUCGCACAAUGGAGUCCUUUUACCCGCCGGCUCCCAUCUGGGGCCACGCAGACUCCCUGCUCAGCAAAGACUACCUGGAGACCACCUUUGUGGACAUUCGGCCCGGCUCCACACUGGAGAGGAAGCUGCUGGCCGAGACGCAGGACUUCCACAGUGUGUCCUACAGCAUGGACGAUGAGGACGACCUGCUUCCCGACUCUGACGACUCCUCCAUUGAUGACUUCAGUGAUACAGACAGUGAGAGCAACUUCCCUCUGAUGAUCCCUCAGGACUACCUGGGUCUGGCCUUCUUCUCUAUGCUCUGCUGCUUCUGGCCCCUGGGCAUCGCUGCCUUCUACCUUUCACAGAAGACCAACAAGGCAUCGGCUGAGGGGGAUUUCCAGGGGGCCAACGCAGCGUCUCGCCAGGCUCUGUGGCUCUCAGUGCUCUCCAUUGUGUUUGGAAUCAUUACGUACAUCUGUGCCAUCGCCGCGUUGAUUUCCUACCUGUCUGGAAAACCGCCAUAAUAGCAACUCUUGCACACACAAAGUAACAGACCUCUCACACAUUUUCAUGAAUAUCAACACAACCUAUCACCUGUAAAUGUUGAAUAAUCACAGUCUUUGUCUGUCGAGCUCUAUCUGCGGUCAUGUUUUAUCUACACCAAGGAGAGCUGGUGUAUAGAUUAUAAUCACUUUUUACUGGAUUAGGACAUGAUUCAAUUCUCGCGCAUGAAGAAAAAUCAUUGAAAAAUAAGUUAUACAAUAUCACUCCAUGUGGAAGAUUCAUGUAAAUGUGAUUUUUUUGUCACCCAAGGACUUAAAGGUAGGGUCGGUAAUCUUUAGAAACCAGUAAGAGUGCUUUCAAUUUAAACAAAUAAUCCAACCAAAACACCCAGCGCAGUGUUGACAAUUAUUUUCCAAUGAAGGUAGCUAGCAGCAUUAGUUCCAAAAGUCGCCGAGUCGGCAACACUGACAAUCCGUCCCUUCAGGCCUCCCUCCAAAGCCACUCCCCUAAAAUUAUCAUUAUGAACUUAAACAAUGAACAUGGCUAUACAUCAGACCGGCAAUACGUCAUCCAGAGUAGGCGCUCAUGACCACGCUUCUUCAAACUUCUACUUCAGACAAAUCGGUAACAGUAAUAACGCUAUGCUGAAGAGUUGCUGUGUAGUUGGUUGCACCGACAAUAAAUCCAAAAACGCUGAUCUCUGAUUUGUUCCCCUGCCGUGUCCUAAAAAAGAUAUAAUAGAGGGGCUCCGAGCUAUAGACCAGACCAGCCUUGCGUCAUCGCCGAGGCUGCGUUCCCUUUAGGGGGAAAGAAAAUCGAUGUCACAGGAGAGAAAAUGAAAAAUGACAAAAAGCUGUUGUGUAGCGGGUUAACAGAGACUUUCACAUUGAGAUUUGAGGCUCAUACGAUACGUUAAUAUGCACUGUCAGUGUGGUAGAUCGCUGAAUGAUGCUGCUGACAGUGACUAGCAUGGCUAGCUGAGGCUGCUGCAGUAAUACAGUCAUACAUUAACGUUAUAGCAGCAUCAGACUGUCGUCUCCAACUAAA